Megalops cyprinoides (Indo-Pacific tarpon) is the source of this 1423-nucleotide messenger RNA. RefSeq names its product clusterin-like protein 1. The record is from RefSeq and is a predicted model, not a curated record. The transcript has 7 exons. NCBI's taxonomy places the organism in Eukaryota, Metazoa, Chordata, Actinopteri, Elopiformes, Megalopidae.
CAUGAAAAGCAAGCACCUCUGCUUGUAGAUCCCUUUAAACAAAUUAAAAUGAAACCAGUGCGAGAAUGUACAGUGAUGUCCUUGCUGUUGGUCUCUGGCUUAGAGCUGUCCCUGGAUGGAGAGAAGUAUGUGGAUGAGGAGAUGAAGAGGGCGCUGUUCGGCGUGAAGCAGAUGAAGGAACUCAUGGAGAAGAACGAGCAAAAGCACCUGCACCUCAUGAGGUCCUUGAAACACAGCAGUGAUAAGAAAAAGGGGGCAAUGGAGCUUGCAAGGGAGGUGGAGCAGAAGCUUGGGGAGGCUGAGGAGGAGUGCAGGGAUGCCCUGAAGACCUCCUGGGAGGAGUGCAGGCCCUGCCUGGAGGACGCUUGCAAGACCUUCUACACAUCCACCUGCCGGCGCGGCUUCUCCUCCUUCUCCUUUAAGGUGGAGGAGUUCUUCCGCAAGUCCUUACAGUUCCAGUCCGAUGAGAACCAGGACCUGAUAUACAACCAGAACUCGGAGAACCUGGACACAGAGCUGUUGCAGGUGGAGGACACCUUCAGUCGGCUGCAGCGCAAAGUCAGCGCCCUGUACGAAACAAGCCUGGCGCUGAUCACCAAGAUGCACAAGGAGUUCGAUGCCGCCUUCCGGGCGGCCUUCACCGCCAACCUGCGGCCCAAACCCCUCUCUCCGCCCCGGGAGGCCCUGGACUUGGGCUUCCUGCAGGGCAUUGGGCUGGAUGACGUCCUGGACUCCUUCUUUGACUUCGGGAAGAGCGUUUUCGAGGAGUUCAGCUCUGUGAUCACGGAGGUCUUUGACGACAUACAUGAUGCUGUGCAAGAGGAGGCGGAGCUGCAAAAAGGUACCCCUGCAUUUAGAUGAAGUCAAAGUAAGAAACUGUGCAGAGAUCUGCGCAGACAGACGUCCGAGUGCUGGCAGCUGCAGAGCCGCUGUGAAUCCUGCCAGGGAACUAUGACUAAAGAGUGUCCCAGCGUGAGGGAGCUGCACAAGGAACUGAAUGAGGUCUCCGAGCUGCUCAACAUCUCCAGCCAGCAAUACCAGGAGGUCCUGCAGGUGGUGCAGCGUCACAUGGACGACACUGUCGGCUGGCUGAGCGACAUGGCAGCCAAGUUCAGCUGGGUCGCAGAGCUCGGCAACAGCACGGUGGUUCCUGAGAGCAUCUUCAGUAUCGCUGCUGUGGUGCCACACAAAGAAGGCGGUGACGAUGGCUCUGCGCUACACACCACUGUGGAGGUCAACAUUCUGAACUCUCCCACAUUCACCCUCAAAGUUCCCGCUGAACUGGAGCUCCAGGACCCUGCCUUCAUUCAUUAUGUGGCCCAGGAGGCCCUGGGAAUGUAUAAACAGAUGGUGAGCAAUGAUGUGGCCUGAAGAAGCAUUGGGUGGAAAGCUACUCUCGACUUCUGGCACAAGGAAUACGGGA